Ostrinia furnacalis (Asian corn borer) is the source of this 1449-nucleotide messenger RNA. RefSeq names its product probable serine hydrolase. Gene Ontology annotation, cellular component: membrane. The coding region runs from base 407 to 1414 and encodes 335 amino acids. The transcript is spliced from 3 exons. NCBI's taxonomy places the organism in Eukaryota, Metazoa, Arthropoda, Insecta, Lepidoptera, Crambidae. The record is from RefSeq and is a predicted model, not a curated record.
GAGUUUGAGUUUGAGGCGCGUCGCGUUGCUACCAGCCAAGGUCUCGGCGCAUGGCCCUGCCAUUACUCUCGAUCCGUACGUCAUCGCGUUAGGUUAUCCGUGAUGUUACGUUAUAAACAGUGUUAUAAAUGUUAAAUAUUACGAAAUAUUAUUCUUCACACAAACUUUUCUACAAAAUUGUUUGAUUUAGUGAAAUUUGAUCAUUCAAACUGUGGAAGCUCUACCUUAAAUAUAAUCAAUAAAUGAAGCAAUUGUGGGUUAAAAUUAACCGAGGAAUUAAGUGUUUCAUCGCCUUCUAAACAAAAGGUGUUAACAGAACAAAGAGACGUUUUCUAACAUAAAAUUAUUAUUUAAUUUGUAUGUGAUAAAUAAUAUUUUUAUCGUUGCCGCCUAAAAUAUUGCCAUAAUGGCACGUGGGUUAUGUUUUCGCGCAAUUUUUAAUUCUAACUCAUAUUGUAGAAAACCAAUAGCAAUAUUAGCAAAUAUUCAAAGUCAUAAUUUACAUACUAAGCCAGAGAUUCCCACAAAAGAAAUCCAAAUACCCAUACAUUAUGGUCACAUAGCGGCCAAGUUGUGGGGCAGUGACCAAGACCGGCCGAUCCUGGCGCUACACGGCUGGCAGGACAACGCCGGCACUUGGGACACGCUCGCUCCCAUGCUAUGCAAAAACCGCUCCAUUUUAGCUAUCGACUUCCCUGGACAUGGAUUAUCAUCUCGCAUUCCCGCAGGUAUGCAUUACUAUACUUGGGAGCUUCCACGGCUGAUCUUGUACCUGAAAAACUACUUCAAGUGGGACAAAGUGUCACUGCUCAGUCAUUCCAUGGGAUCAAUAGGAAGUCUACGAUUUGCUAGCGUAUUUCCGGACGAGGUCGACUGUUACGUAGCAGUAGACAGUAUUAUCUACGACGAUUUUGAUCUGAAUCUUAUUGUGGAAAGGUAUCCGACUAUAUUAAGAAAAAUUGAAAUAGCGCAGACACGUUUAGAUGAAGAACCGCCCUCGUAUCCGAUGGAAGAACUCGAAAAAAUAUGGCAUUUAGGUACAAAAAAAUCAGUUGCCCUAGAAAGCGUUAAAUACCUCAUAAAACGUGGAGCAAAGCCAUCAGCAAAAGACCCCACAAAAUAUUAUUUUUCGAGGGAUUCUAGACUAAAACAUGCCUUGUUUCAACCAGAGAACAAAAAAUUCGUGGAAGCUCUCGUGAGAAGACUUAAAUGUCCAACAUUAUACAUAAAAGCCAUAGACUCGCCGUACGCGUCGGACGAGUUUUCAAUAGAGAUGCGUGAAGUGAUUGCGAGCAACAACGAAAACUACGAAAUACAUUUCGUGCCGGGAACUCACCACGUGCAUUUAAACAACCCUGAAAGGCUAGCACCGCUAAUAGAGCAGUUUAUGAAGAAACACAAUCUACGUAUCUAAAUCUAAUACCAAAAUAGGUAUAAUGAUACAUUUAU